AACAGUGAACACGCUAACAUGAUGUCAAUGAGAUCACUCUUCUGUCUGUUCUGUGGCGCUUUAGCAGCAGCAGCUCAGUCUGAGUUAAACUGGAGGAUUCAGUCUGCGGACCAGAGACCAGAUCCACCUGAAGUCCAGGAGCCAGCAGCCGUCCAACAGGAGAAGCAGUCAUUCCACCAACCUUUAACAUGGAGGUAUCCGGAGCCGCCGGCUGAGGAGGAGCCUCGCUAUCCUCAGGAUUUUGAGCUGAAAGCUCCGACAGCGGCCGCCAGUGUCGGCGCCGUCUGCGGGGAGAGCUCUGUCCGGGUGGAGGCCAAGAAAGACCUGCUGGGGAUCGGUAAACCUGUCCUGUCUGCGGACGUCACGCUGGGAGGGUGUCCUGCCACAGGAGAGGAUCCUGAAGCUCAGGUCCUGGUGUUUGAGUCGGAGCUGCACGGAUGCGGCAGCCAGCUGCUGAUGUCCGAGGACUCGUUCGUCUACGUCUUCAUGCUGAUCUACACCCCCAGUCCUCUGGGAGACAGUCCCAUCGUCAGGACCAGAGACGUCUCUGUCCGCAUCGAGUGUCACUACUCGAGGAAGCACGAUGUGAGCAGUGCGAUGUUGAAGCCGACCUGGACUCCGUUCAGUGACACCAAAGUUUCAGAGGAGAAUCUGGACUUCUCCCUCAGACUCAUGACUGACGACUGGCAGUUUCCUCGUCCUUCCACCCAGUUCCUGCUGGGAGACAUGAUGAAGUUUGAAGUGUCAGUCAAACAGUUUCAUCACGCCCCUCUCAGGGUGACGGUGGACAGCUGUGUGGCCACCGUGGUCCCAAACAUCGACACCGUCCCUCGAUACGUCUUCAUGGGAAACAACGGGUGUCUGUUUGACAGUCAGCUGACGGGCUCCAGCUCUCGGUUCCUGCCUCGGUCUCAGGACGACAAGCUGCAGUUCGAGGUGGAGGCGUUCAGGUUCCAGCAGGACGAAAGCGGCGUGAUCUACGUCACCUGCAGCCUCAGAGCCACAGCAGCUACUGCAGCUGUUGACAUCGCCAACAAGGCCUGUUCAUUCUCCAACGGGUGGAUGGAGGUCAGUGGCAGCCAUCACGCCUGUUCCUGCUGCGACACAGACUGUGGGACAGGAAGCCAGAGUCACCUGACCGGGACAGGUUCUCGGUGGGAACAGGAAACGGCUGUCGGGCCGAUCGUGGUGAAGGAGAGACCUCUACAAAGAAAAAUAAACGACUGAAUGAAGAG
Messenger RNA from Seriola dumerili (greater amberjack), 1235 nucleotides. RefSeq names its product zona pellucida sperm-binding protein 3-like. Gene Ontology annotation, molecular function: acrosin binding. The record is from RefSeq and is a predicted model, not a curated record. Lineage: Eukaryota; Metazoa; Chordata; Actinopteri; Carangiformes; Carangidae. The transcript is spliced from 9 exons. Gene Ontology annotation, cellular component: extracellular matrix. Gene Ontology annotation, biological process: egg coat formation; positive regulation of acrosome reaction; binding of sperm to zona pellucida. Bases 19 to 1227 code for a protein of 402 amino acids.